GUAUUUUAUUACCAUUUUACCCCCACUUUAUUGAUUUUGUUUGUCUCUUUCAAAUUGGGCCUAUUUUUUCGGACGGGAAAUACGGCAGGUGAUUUUCUGAAAUUGGAGAAUUGCUCAAAUCCAUUUAUCGUCAUCAUCGUCUACACACUACGAGGCUACGACCAGGAGAAUAUCAACUUUUUGAAAAUAAUUAAAUGGAAGAGGUGGUGUCUGAUUCUGCACUUCCAUGGAGUUGGGUUGUUGAAGCCUUAGCAAAGUCUCAACUAGUGGAUGCAUCUCUUUUAAAUGAGUUGCUUUCAAAGGUACCACCGUUAUUGGGUAAUUCGGGAAAACAGGCAAAAGAAGCUGCUGCUUUGAGGUGCUUGGAAGAGCACUUUGGUCCUAAUUUAUCAAGUGAGAAUCAUGAAGUAUGUGAUGAGUCGAAAGUUAGGUUUGAUACAGCUGAAAGCUGUGAAACAGCCCUUCGGCACAUGACUUCAUGUUUUGAGGGUGCAUCUAAUGAGCUGAAAUGGGAUAUACGGUCUUUUAUCAACCACAAGAAAGCAAGCUUGCCUAGAUCCACUCUGGAAUUGUUGAAGGAUACAAUUUCAGAAGGCACUCAUCCAAUUGUUGCAUCAUUGAAGCAAAAUCUUGAACGUGAUUUUUCAGACCAAUGUUUUCUAAAAAUUCCCUUAAAUGAUAAUCAAUGCCCACCUGCAAAGAAGCGAAAAAUGAACUCGGAAUGUGGCAUACAAUCUAAGCAACAGCAUUCAGUUGCUGUUGGUAGCAAUCAAAUCUGUAAGGAUACAGAAGAUGGGCAUCAUCAUGAAGUUAUAAACUACGAAGUAAAUAAGAAAACAUUUGAGAAAGAUGAUGAGCAGACAAAAACCUAUGUGGAAAAUCAUGAUCAGCAAUCAAUUUCACCUAAUAUAGGUGACUGUUGUCAUGAAGAGAUUGACCUUGAAAUGAAAAGCCCAAACUUCUUGAGUUCUCUUAGUGCCUUCACCAGAGACUUCCUUGCAAUGACUGAGGCGCAACCAAAUAUCUGUAUGAAGUGUAAUAAGGAUGGCCAACUUUUAUCUUGUAGCGGUAGCUGUUCCUUGAUGUUUCAUGAAAGCUGCUUGGGUUGUUCAGCCAGCUUUGAUGAUCAAGGAAAAUUUUACUGUCCAUUCUGUGCAUAUUCCCAUGCUAUUUCUGAGUAUGUUAGAGCCAAAGAAAAGGUUUUUUCAACAAGGAAAGAGCUAUCUCGAUUUAUUGGAGGGAGGACACUUGACCAACCACAGCAUAAUGGCAAUACAUCAUCAGGGGGAAAUGUCAACCAAGAUAGACAUAUGAAUGCCGAUCAAACAACUAAAGUGAAGGAAGGUGCUAAUAAUGCAACUCAAGUAACUGAUCCCUAUCAGAGUAAUUUGAAAGGUAAACAGUUCGACCUUUCACACUCAACUGCCUGCUUGGAUACAAAUAGAUUGGUACUUGCUACAAGCCAACAUAUUUCUUUUGAAGACAGAAAAGGUGCUGAAAUUGUCACCCAUCAUUUAAGAGGUCCAGAAGGAAUCUGGAAUUACAGACAGGAUGAUCGUUGUUGUGAUGGUGCCACUUUUUCUGGUAAUAUUGAACAGUUCUUGGAUGGAACUUUGAAAUUCUUGGAACUAAAAAGGAAAAAUGACACAAGGUGUAAAAUUGCCAAGCUUCGUGUAGAUGCUUCCCAUGAAUCAAUUUGUAAUUUAGAUGAAUUAACACAAGAUGAAAGGAAUUGCCGCACCAUUUCAUUAUUGUCCCCUAUACCAUUGAGUGCAAUCCCAGCUAGACGGAAGAAGGUUCCAUGGACAGCAGAGGAAGAAGAUAUGUUAAUGUAUUAAUGCAUGUUCAUUCAUUUGCCUAUUCCGCAGAAAGCCGUAAAUAUAUUUGCCAAAGGGGAUGACCGAGUGGUUCCAUGGAAAGUUAUAUUGCAAUGCGGAGGAUCUGUGUUUCAGCCAGGUAGAACAGCCGUAGACCUCAAAGACAAAUGGAGGAAUUUAAGCCGAAAAAUGGCCGCAAAGCAAACUUAAGUUAUAUAUAUAUAUAUAUAUAUAUAUAUAUAUAUAUAUAUUUGUUAAUCCUGUUUUGUAGAUAGCUCUUUCUUUCCUUUAGUAGUAGUUUUUUUAAUCUUGAAUGUAUACAGAAGAUGACCUUCUUUUGUAGAAGGGUAGUUCCUUUUAUAAGUAUAACAAUGGAUCGACCUCUUUUUUGUGGUCAAGGUUAUUCAGCUAGUAUUAUCUUGUAGUUCAGUGAACCGAUUGUUAGUUACUUGAACGUAAUUAGGUAUGAAAUUAUUUGUCACCUUGUAAUGGAAACAUAAAUGUAAUAUGUUGAAAAAUUGAAUAAAAUAAACCUUUUAAAAAGAAUUCUCAAUAAGCUUCUGGAA
Amaranthus tricolor (Joseph's coat) is the source of this 2383-nucleotide messenger RNA. RefSeq lists its product as uncharacterized. NCBI's taxonomy places the organism in Eukaryota, Viridiplantae, Streptophyta, Magnoliopsida, Caryophyllales, Amaranthaceae. Bases 195 to 1838 code for a protein of 547 amino acids. The record is from RefSeq and is a predicted model, not a curated record. The transcript is spliced from 7 exons.